Molecule: messenger RNA, 3277 nt
Organism: Stegodyphus dumicola
Lineage: Eukaryota; Metazoa; Arthropoda; Arachnida; Araneae; Eresidae
Product: TWiK family of potassium channels protein 18-like
Biological process (GO): stabilization of membrane potential; potassium ion transmembrane transport
Cellular component (GO): plasma membrane
Molecular function (GO): potassium ion leak channel activity; outward rectifier potassium channel activity
Source: RefSeq, a predicted model, not a curated record
CAUCGCAUAGUAGCGUUCCGAUUUGUUUUUGGCUUCGGUUUUUUCCCCUUUCUUUUCUACUACAUCUUUUGAAAGAAAUAGUUUUAGUGGUUGUUUACUCAAUUUAUUCUUAUUCACUAAGUUCAAUUCAAUUAGCAUUUUACAGUUUGUUCUUUCAGUUUAGCUAAAUGCUUCACCUAAGAAAGAAACGAUGAAAAAUCAUUCCGUAAAAAUUUCAUCCUGUUGCGAUAAAUUUCACUUCACUGGAAAUGCAGAUUCCAUGAAGCUUGCUUAUUUUUGCCAGCUCCCUACAAACAGAACAUUAAAGGCUACUUAAUGAAGUAUUGUUUUCGAUACAACUUAUCGAGUACUUCAUUUCAGCUAUAUAUUUAAACUCAUACAUCUUUAAAAUCAUCCUCUUGACGAGUCUUUUUUUCUUGCUUUCAUUGAGAAAAGAAUGAGACCUUAUGGGAUUUCCAGAAGUUCCCUUACUAUCAAUAGCAUAUGGAAAGUAAGAGGUAGACGACCCACUUUACGACGAACUUGUAAAGUUUACAUACCACGAGAUCUUCGAGACUUGGACACUCUGCGUUUACCAGCUACUUACGAAGAGGAUCAUUUUCUUGUGCAAAAACUUAAAACGUUCACGAAACAUAAAUUGCAUCAUUUUAUAUUAGUUGUAGUCAUCGCCUGUUACUUGUACGCUGGAGCGUUGCUCUUUCAGUUCUUGGAUACCAAAUGCGAAGUCGAAAAUUCUGGAAUGAAUGUUAGCGCCCACAGGGAAAUACUUUUAAGGCAGAUCUAUAAUGUAUCGGUUGCAAUGAUAGAAGAAGAAAGUGAUUGGAUGAAAACUCUGAAAACAGCUAUAGAGCUACAUGAAUCCAGAGUCCUACGGUACAGCAGCGAAAAAAGUGUCGUUGAAGAAGCAGGCACUCGUAGAAUAUUGAGCAUACGAACAUGCAUAUUCUUCUGUUUUACUGUAAUUACUACCAUAGGUUAUGGGAAUAUCUCACCCUGUACGGAUACUUUUAGAGCGGUUACAACGCUUUAUGCUGUGUUUGGUGUACCUCUGAUGAUUUUAGUUUUGGCUGAUUUAGGGAAGUUGUUCACUAAAGGUAUUAAGUUCAUCGUACGUCAUUUACAGAGAUUUUACCAAACUGGUACUUUCAGACAAUCAAAUCAAUCUGAUAUAACAGAAGACAAGCCUUUACAAUAUAUGACUGUAUCAUGGAGAACAGUAAAGCAAGAUAAGAUACCAGAUAAAACUAAAGACGACAUUUCUAUUCAAAACCUUGCAUCCGAAUAUCAUUACAACCAAGUGACAACAUUAACAAUUCACAAUGAUGAUUUAUAUAAAAAUCUUGAUUUCAUGAACCCAGAUGAGAAGAAUCAUAAGCAUGUGGAAGUUGAGGAUGACUUCACUCUGCCAGUUAGUCUGGCAGUGGCCCUAGUCUUAAUAUAUAUGGUUGUAGGAGGUUUCUUAUUUGCUCUAUGGGAGAAAUGGACGUUUUUCGAGGCAUUUUAUUUCGUUUUUAUUUCAAUGACAACUAUAGGAUUUGGAGAUUAUGUUCCAACUCAAGAGGAAUAUAUGAUGGGUGCUUUUGCGUAUCUUGUGCUCGGCUUGAUGUUAACUUCAAUGUGCAUCAAUGUGAUACAGGAGAAACUUACUGCAACAUUUCAAAAAGCCAGGGUGAGGAUAGGAAAUAACACUGUUUUAAAUGUAAAUGCUUUACUUCAAGAUGAAGGUCAUAAGUCAAGAACUCCGAAAUCAAACACAUGUGAUCCGCAGAAGUGUUAUGCUUUCAAAAUGGCUCUUCAUAAAGAUAGUUUUAGUAGCAUAGAACAAAACUCACUUUCCCAUAUGCGCCCAUCAAGGACACAAGUAAACAUAUUAGAAAAACUCUCUGAAAAUGAUACAAAAAGUGAUUCUGGGAAAGAAAUUCAGUUAAAAGUUCCUGUUCUAAACAGAUUUACAUUUUAUGAUUCUCCUUAUAAUACAAUACAAGAUGAAAAUGAUACGACAAAAAGUGCAGAUAUUAUGUUGAAACUUCCUAACUCAAAUUUUUCUGCAAAUAUAUAAAAUAUAUGUUAAACCCCACUAUACACAUCUUAUCUCUCUAGACAUAACACGAACACAAAUUUUAAAAGCAAGUUAUUUAUUAUUUGAUUACUAUUCAUUAUUAUUUGACUAUUAUUACUUUUUAACUAUUAUUCAUAUAUUUCGCAAUGUGGAACCAAUUAAGUUUCUAAUAAUAUAUGCAACCAAGAUUCAGUAUAAAAUAUAACUUUUAUUCUGUAAGAAAUAUUUUCGGAAAAAUAAUUCUAAGACAGUAUUAUUAGAUAACAACAUUCUAAAAUAAAAAAAUAUCAAACUACUAAUAAUUUAUUGCAGAAUUCUAAUAUUUUCCCCCCUCUCAAUAUGUGCAUUAGUAGAAGGAAUUUUAAUAUUUAAUCAUUCUACAUAAGGAGAAAAGUAAAUUAUAAUGAAAUACUACAUUAGUUUAAUGAUACUGAAACUAAUGAGAGAUUAUUAAAACCAAAAUUAAGAAAAAGAGUAAACGUUAUACAAACGCUUUUGUAAGUAUGCAAGUAAACGCACUCAGAAUAAAUUUAGUGUGAGCCUAGAAACACUAUAGAAAGAAAGUAUCUUCAAGUACAAAUUAUUAAGUUUUUAUAUAAAUGAAAAAAAGGCUAUCUUUAUAUAUUUAAAGCAUGAAAAAAUAUGAUGAGAAUGGGUCAAAACAAGAAAACUGGAAUGAAAAUAAACGGAAAUAUGCAGUUAAUUAGAGAGGGAAAAGUCCAAAUACAUCAGUUACGGAGAUAACAUAAAAUCUUAAUUGGAUACCUUUAAAAGAAAAAUUUCAUAAAAACUGCAUAGCAUGUGAUAAUAAGCAUCUUGUUUCUAUUAUGAUUUGAAGUUUCAUGUCGCUGAUAGAACUAACAUAGUUUAUGUAAUCGAAAGUUAAAUUGUAACGUUUCUUCAAAACGUUUUAGAAUAUUUAUAAAUUUAAUUGGUUUUAUAUUGUGCCCUAUUUCAUUAAUUAGAAAUAAAAUUUUUGUAUAUAAAUAUAAUAUUUAUCAGAUAAUAAUAAACUCACAUGUACAAUUUUUGUCCCUAUUGAUUGCCUUAUUGAUUUUUUAGCAGAGGGUAGUACGUUACAUCAAGACUAGUUGUUGGUUUCGUGAUAACUAAUAUCAUUUAAUCACUAUCUGCUAAAUGAAAACAUUUAAAUAUUUUUAGGUUUCAAAAGUUAUAAUAAAUAUUUUAAUUGUGAAUUUGAUGUAUGGCUUAAUCUGC